This is a messenger RNA of Pteropus alecto (black flying fox), 4207 nucleotides long. It is a transcript of the gene STXBP6, whose product is annotated as syntaxin binding protein 6. Bases 455 to 1087 code for a protein of 210 amino acids. Gene Ontology annotation, molecular function: phosphatidylinositol-4,5-bisphosphate binding. NCBI's taxonomy places the organism in Eukaryota, Metazoa, Chordata, Mammalia, Chiroptera, Pteropodidae. The transcript has 6 exons. Gene Ontology annotation, biological process: exocytosis; regulation of SNARE complex assembly; Golgi to plasma membrane transport. Gene Ontology annotation, cellular component: plasma membrane; exocyst. The record is from RefSeq and is a predicted model, not a curated record.
UGAUGUGGGAGGCUGGGGCAAGGACCCCGCUGCGGGGCCGGAGGAGUGGGCAGAUGACCAGAGAGAUGCUUUCAAGUUGGCGGAAGAGGGGGCUAAACGCCCAGGCACAGCUGCUUAGUGCGCGCCAAGAGGGAUUCGGGUCCCUGGUUCCCCCCAGACCCGGGACCCGGCGUGCGGGCAGGGUUGAGCAGCCGGCGGAGCGGAGCAGUUUCCUCCGAGAAAGUUGAGGAUGGAAACCUUAUUUUCUUUCUGUUCCCGCGGUACUAUGGUCCGGAGGGUGCCGCCCGAGGUCCCCAGUGUGGAGGAGCUUAGUGGGUCGCUGCGCCCAUGGGCUGAGCUCCUCCAUCCUCGGCUGAAAUCAACGAAUCACGCAAAUCUUCCCAGCGUCUUCUAGGAAAAUCUUCCCAGCCAAAACUGAGAAAACUCUCUCUGUGCCCUCCUCGAUUGUUCUACAAUGAGUGCCAAAUCUGCCAUCAGCAAGGAAAUUUUUGCACCUCUCGAUGAAAGGAUGCUGGGAGCCGUCCAAGUCAAGAGGAGGACAAAGAAAAAGAUUCCUUUCUUGGCAACUGGGGGUCAAGGCGAAUACUUAACUUAUAUCUGCCUGUCAGUGACAAACAAGAAACCCACACAGGUGUCCAUUACAAAGGUCAAACAGUUUGAAGGCUCCACAUCGUUCGUGCGGAGAUCACAGUGGAUGCUUGAGCAGCUUCGCCAAGUUAAUGGCAUCGAUCCUAAUCGGGAUUCUGCAGAGUUUGAUUUGUCGUUUGAAAAUGCUUCUGACCAGUGGGUAGCCAGCACAGCCUCAGAAAAAUGCACCUUCUUCCAGAUCCUCCACCACACCUGUCAGAGGUACCUCACGGACAGGAAGCCGGAGUUUAUUAACUGCCAAUCCAAAAUCAUGGGAGGAAACAGCAUCCUUCAUUCAGCGGCUGAUAGUGUGACCAGCGCUGUACAGAAAGCAAGUCAGGCCUUGAAUGAGCGUGGGGAGCGGUUAGGCCGAGCAGAGGAGAAGACAGAGGACCUGAAGAACAGCGCCCAGCAGUUUGCCGAAACUGCACACAAGCUUGCCAUGAAGCACAAAUGUUGAGGAACUGCCUAUCCUGGUGACCCUCUUAAGAGAAAUGGAAGAGUUUGUUCAGCAGUUUUUCCAAGAAUUCUGGACCUCCACUUGCUUCUUUUAUCCAAUAUAUGGACAUUUAGAUUUUUUGUUUUUCCUUUUCAGAUGUUAAUAUAAAAAAAAGAUGUUGUAUUUAGACAUUUCCCUAAUGAUCCUGCUAAGAGUGCUGCAAUAGCAAUGGCUUCAUUUUGUUUUGUCUUUUCUCACCGUGUGAAUGUGUAUGUUUUCAUAUGUUUUCCCUUUUCUUAAGAUUUUUUGGGGGUGGGGGUAGUUUGAAUAUGAAAUUCGGACCAAAUGUUAUACUGAGUUGGGUCUAAACUGUCAUCAUGAAUUUUUUUUCUUGAUAUUAAGCGGGAAGACAUUUUAAUAUGGUGACAUCAUAUGUUAUUGUCCCUGGUUGGAAAUAAAAGUCAAGCAGUGAUUGAUUGGUUUCACUCAGCCUCCUGGCUACUCUUAAUUUGAAGGUUAAGAUUCUGUAUCCUGAGACAUAAAUCUAUAUUAUGGAAAACAAUUGGGUUUAUCAGGGGAAACAGCAGUCUUAGAUUUUGCUUUUUAUAUAGUAAUCUUUUGCAUGAGCCAUCAUCAGCAUUCAAAAAAAACAAAUCAGAAUCACAGAUAGAAAUCUCUUUUCUGAGCUACAGUUUAAAUAUUUUCACUACCUGUUUCCAGGCUGAUUAUUUGGAAUUAUCAUAUGAAGAUUUAAAAUUUGAGAUUAAAGACCUAAGGAAAAGCCUAUUUAAAAACCUGUACACUCAUGGCUGUUUAUUUCUUUUGUCAUUGUCCCAAAUUCCAGUAGCUGGUAUUGAAAAGAGCUUGGAUUUUCAUCAAGAAUUGAUUUGUCCAGAUAAAGGUCUGUGUAGAUGAUAAUGUGAAAAGAUACUACAUUUAAAAUCUUUCUUCUUUUUCUUUUUUACAAAGUCAUGUCUAUUUUAGACAUAACGUCCUUGGGAAAUGGCUUUUAGUUUCUUGGUAUCUGAUUUUUGGAACUUUUGAUGUUGUUAUUGAUAUCUAUUUAUUUAAUGUAAUUUAAAGUGUGGGUUUCUUGACAAAUUGUAGUUCAUGGCAAUUGAAGCUUGCCCAGCCUGACAUAAAAUAGUAUACUCUUGAAGCCUUUACACUGUAGUCAGAUUGAAAAACAUUGGUUUACACACCCAAUUUUGUAUUACUCACAGUAGUCUUGGGUUUAAAGUCUAGGAGUUUGUUUCUUAGAAGAUUAAAAUGGUAGACAUAAGAGCUAUGCUUUUGUAUUCUUGAAACAGAAGGCAAGCUGCACACCCAGGCACAUUGCCAGCCUCCCACUAUAGCGCCUUGAUUCUUAAGCUGCUUGAAUCUUCAGGAUCCUUUCUGUCCCUUCCUACUCAUUGAGCCAAUUGAGUCUACAUGUAUUAUAGCCUCUUACAUAGCAGUGUAAAAUGACUUUGGGAUUAUUUAUGCUCAUUUAAAUAGCUUAAAUUCUCCUGAUAAAGUGGUUCCCAGGGAGAUAGGAAGUUGGGCUAUUGGGGAAAAAAAUUAUCUUAGGCACUACAUAUCAAAAGGGUAUGGGAUUUGCUGGAGACAAAUUUCUGAAUCCUCUUAGGGAGAUGAUCCAAUUCAAGAGAACUCUGUAAAAUUUAUUGGAAAACUAUAUAAGUUUACUAUAUUAUUUUGUACUUUUCUUUUGGUGCCCAAAAAGUUUAAAGAAAAAAAAAAACUUGUUAUCUGGUGAGUGCCAUUACAGGCAUUUAUAAUUUCUAAGGAAAGCCCAAAAUAUCAUUCCAAAUAGGUUUUGUUUGCAGACCUCAAUUCAGAAAACAGAGAGAGAGGGAGAGAAGGAGGGAGGGAGGGAGGGAGGGGAAAGAAGAAGGGAGGGAGAGACAGACAGAUUGAGAUUCAUCUUCCCAAAUUGGAUUCUAGCUUCAGAGAUAGUUGAUAUAAAUAAUUGAAAAGGUAAAUCAAAAACCCCUGACAAUAGGCCAAACUCAAAAAUACAAUUUAUUGCCAACUAUCUCACAUUAGUGUUUGCAGAGCUGCUUCUAGAGUAGCAGAGGAUGAGGUCAUAAGCAUACUAAUACUAUGAAAUUUGAGUUUCUUCCUCCCCGGUCGAAUUAUGGUAGUUACUCUUCGUAAAUAUAAGUAUUCCACAUCUUGCCUGCUUUCCUCACUCUCUGUUUAUCCUUUUAGACUUGUCUUAUUGGAAAUAGGCUGGAUUAGAAGAAAGCAUAUCUGAAUAUUUAUUAGCUUCUUCUAUUAAUUUACUUUCAGGCUGUGGUCAUGCCCCUGACCUCCCAGUGUCAGUCCUACGUAGGCCUCCACCCCACAGAGAGGCCAGAACAGCAAUCCCUGUACCCUCCUAGACUUCCUGACCUCUUGCACAGGAGCCCUGUGAUGACACCUGAAGUUCUUUGCAGCACCCUUUGUAGAAGGUGCUGCAAUACAAAAUAUUGAUACAAUCUAACCUAGAGAAAAUUGCUAAAAUGACUCACAUUUUUUAGGACCAAUCCAUUUGGUUUAGCUUUGCUAGAAGACAUUUAAUUUCCAUUCCUUUUAUUUCUGCACUUCACUAUGGGUUUUCAGGAUACUAUAUUUCUGUGGAGAACUCCUUAAAUUGUAUUGACAAUGCAUAAAGAAAAGAAAUUUCCCAGUGUUAUCACUUCCUGGAACGUAGUUGUAGUAUUCUUCACUAGUAUUAUUAGAUUUCUGUGUACAGGAAGUAUACAGUUAUUCAGGUUAAUGUUUCAUAUUAAAGAAUGUAUUUGUAAAAUGUAACAAGAUCAGUAGUUAACUUUUUUUAAGCUCUGAAAAAAUUAAGUUGAUGUGUUAGACUUCAAAUUACAGUGAAAUCUGUUUUAAUACUACUUUUGUGGCUAGCAAAGGUUGUGCAUUUAUGUAAAAAUAUUUACAGAAUGCCCUAAAUAUGGCAUAUUAAAGAUAGAUUUCUCUUUUAAUUUUUAGAAUUGUGACACUGCUGAUGUCUGUUGUACAGUUAUUCUUCAGAAGCUCUCAAAGGUGUCAAAUAAUUUUUGUUUCUUUCAGAGACAAGUAACACCUGCUCAUGAUUCAGUAUAACAGCAAACUAAUUUUGUCAUUAAAUAUUUUAACUCUGUGAUGAAA